GUUCGCGUCCGGCGGGGCGGGCGUCGAGCUCCGUGAGGCGGCGCCGCCUCCGCCGCCGCCGCCGCCGCCGCUUCGUGAGGAGAACCGGAGCGGUUGAGUUCCGUCCCGAGAUGACCGUUCAUGGUUUUUGAAAGGGGCGAGAAGGCGAAUCCUAAUUAUUAUUUAAAAAGAGAGAGAGAGAGAAGAAGGAAGGAAGGGAAGGGAGAGCCUGCGAGCCGGGAUCGAGCAGGCCGGGCCUGGCGGCAGGCGGGCGGCUGAGGAAGCGCGGAUGGGGGUCGGUGGCCGGCGGCUGAUCCCGCCUCUCGCCCUGCGUGUGGGGUCGGCCUGAGGGGAGCGAUGUCGAACGCGGGCACCCGGAGGGCCGGCUCCAGCAUCAAAGUCCGCCUCACAGUGCUUUGCGCCAAGAAUCUUGCAAAGAAAGAUUUCUUCAGGCUCCCUGACCCCUUUGCAAAGAUUGUAGUGGACGGGUCUGGUCAGUGUCAUUCCACCGACACCGUGAAGAACACCUUAGAUCCCAAGUGGAACCAGCAUUAUGAUUUAUACGUUGGGAAAUCAGAUUCUAUCACCAUCAGUGUCUGGAACCAUAAGAAAAUUCACAAAAAACAGGGAGCUGGCUUCCUGGGAUGCGUCCGACUUCUUUCUAAUGCCAUCAGCAGGCUAAAAGAUACGGGAUAUCAGCGUUUGGAUCUAUGCAAACUAAAUCCCACAGACACUGAUGCAGUCCGAGGCCAGAUAGUUGUCAGCUUGCAGACACGAGAUAGGAUAGGCACAGGAGGGUCUGUGGUAGACUGCAGGGGGCUCUUGGAGAAUGAAGGAACGGUUUAUGAAGACUCGGGACCUGGGAGGCCCCUGAGCUGCUACAUGGAAGAGCCAGCCCCGUACACGGACAGCACAGGAGCUGCCGGCGGAGGGAACUGCAGGUUUACGGAUACCCCUGGCCAGGAUCAGACCCUGCAGGUCCAGCGAUUGCGGGGUCCUGACGUAAGAAGCCAUGUCCAGACACCCCAAAAUAGGCCCCACGGUCAUCAGUCGCCAUCGCCGGAUCUGCCUGAAGGCUACGAGCAAAGGACAACAGUACAGGGACAGGUUUACUUGCAUACACAAACUGGGGUCAGCACCUGGCACGAUCCCAGGAUACCAAGAGACCUUAACAGUGUGAAUUGUGAUGAACUUGGACCUCUGCCUCCAGGCUGGGAGGUUAGAAGUACGGUAUCGGGAAGAAUAUAUUUUGUAGACCAUAACAACAGAACCACCCAGUUCACAGACCCAAGACUGCAUCACAUAAUGAAUCACCAAUGCCAACUAAAAGAAUCCAACCAGCCUUUGCAAGCCCCAAAUGAGGGAUCGUUGGAAGACAGCGAAGAGCUGCCCGCUCAGAGAUACGAGCGGGAUUUGGUGCAGAAGCUCAAGUUCCUCCGGCACGAACUCUCCCUCCAGCAGCCUCAAGCGGGCCACUGCCGCAUCGAAGUAUCGAGGGAAGAAAUAUUCGAGGAAUCUUACCGUCAGAUAAUGAAGAUGAGGCCGAAAGAUCUGAAGAAGAGGCUGAUGGUGAAAUUUCGGGGAGAGGAAGGCUUAGAUUAUGGUGGAGUGGCAAGGGAAUGGCUGUACCUUCUAUGCCACGAAAUGCUGAAUCCGUACUACGGGCUUUUCCAAUAUUCAACUGAUAACAUUUACACGCUGCAAAUAAAUCCCGAUUCCUCCAUCAACCCCGAUCAUCUCUCUUAUUUCCACUUUGUCGGUCGGAUCAUGGGGCUGGCGGUGUUCCACGGGCAUUACAUCAACGGGGGUUUCACCGUCCCUUUCUACAAACAGCUGCUGGGCAAACCCAUCCAGUUAUCUGACUUGGAAUCGGUGGAUCCAGAACUGCAUAAGAGCUUAGUCUGGAUUUUAGAGAAUGACAUCACUCCAGUUCUGGACCAUACCUUCUGCGUGGAACACAAUGCAUUUGGUAGAAUUCUGCAACAUGAACUCAAACCCAAUGGGAGAAAUGUUUCCGUUACGGAAGAGAAUAAGAAAGAAUAUGUCAGGCUGUAUGUAAACUGGCGGUUCAUGAGAGGAAUUGAAGCCCAAUUCCUGGCCCUUCAAAAAGGUUUUAAUGAGCUUAUUCCUCAACACCUCCUGAAGCCUUUCGACCAUAAGGAACUUGAGCUCAUCAUCGGUGGCCUAGACAAGAUUGAUCUGAAUGACUGGAAAUCCAACACGCGCCUGAAGCACUGCAUGGCCGACAGCAAUAUCGUCAAGUGGUUCUGGCAAGCGGUGGAGGCCUUUGACGAGGAAAGGCGAGCGCGGCUGCUCCAGUUUGUGACAGGCUCCACGCGGGUUCCCCUUCAGGGUUUCAAGGCUUUGCAAGGCGCGGCAGGGCCCAGGCUGUUCACUAUCCACUUGAUCGAUGCAAACACAGACAACCUCCCGAAAGCUCAUACUUGCUUUAACCGUAUUGACAUUCCGCCUUACGAGUCCUACGAGAAGCUUUAUGAGAAGCUCGUGACCGCCGUGGAAGAGACCUGUGGCUUUGCGGUGGAGUGACCAGGCAACCAAAGGAACCGAUAUUGCUAAAGCUCACAGACCACCAAAUCAAAGGAAAAAAAAAACCUGUAAGGAGAAGCUUGCUGUGAACUUCUUUUUUUUUUUUGUCCAAAGUGUUGGGAUUUGCUUGACAACUAAGGGUGCAAAGGCUGUUUUCCCCCCUCCCUUCGACGGCCGUCGGCGAAGAGGGAGCUUUUUAUUUUUUGGAGGUUUCCCAAACAUACCUUCUCCCUCUUGUGACAAUAUAACCCUCCCUUUCCUUUCUUCAUUUCCCAGGAACACCACAACAACAACACCAGAAAACCAAACCAACCACACACACACACACACACUCAAAUACAGGCAGCCAGGUUCAGCGUUCUGGUUUCGGUUACCCGCGAUAAUUCCUGCUAGAUUUGUAACACAUAUUGUGAUAAGGGUCUACGACCUGUGGUCUUUUUUUAUAGGAGAUUCAAAACUGUAGUUGAGUAUCUUUUUGCCAUUGGUUUGCCCGAGGAGUUUGGUCAUCGUAGGUGUCUGUGGAUGUUUGUCUUCGACGCAACCCCGAACCCUUGUAGAAUCCAGAAGCUCUGGAGAGGAAUGAAUAAAGGGAAAAGGAAAAAGAUUGGCACUGAAAUUCCCACUAGCGCAUUUCAAGGAAAUCCCCGUUUAAAAGGAACGCCGCCCAGCAGAGCGUGCCGCUCCGUAGCAUAGGAAAACUGAGGAUUAUUAUUCCUUGUCAGGAAGCUUUUCCCCCCCCUCUUCUUCUUCUUCUGUGAAUGAGAUGACUUGGCUCUUAGAGGAACAAUUCAGGAGAAUCCAGCCAUCUUGGGACGAUGCAAGUUUCUUUUCUCCUUUUGCGGGGGGACGCUUGGCAUAGGAGGUAGAUCCAUUCUUUGGAUAAACUGUUUUUCUUUUCGUCAUCCUUGGCAUCUGUGGAAGAGAAAGCAGGGCACGGCUCAGAUUCUCAAGAGAAACCACACAUCCCCCCUUUUCUCUCUCUCUCUCUCUGUUUCUCGCUCUGUUUUUCUGAAAUGCUUUCAUUGUGAUGUGAAACGGCCGAAAUUCUUUCCACAGGAAAUAGCUCACAGCAAAGAUAAACGGGAUCCAGUUCCAUUUCUGAAACUGUCUGGUAUACAGAACGGCUCUCGUGAAAAAGGACUCAGCCUAUGAGAUUGAGUAACUCAAACACUGUUUCCAGCUUCUGCCCCCCUUUUUUUUCUUCCCCCACUCCCCCCCCCAACACAAUUAGGCAAUUUUGACAGUCGAUACCAAUUUGUUUGCCUUCCGGCUUACUUCCACACAAGAAGAAUCCGAAUGGUAAGAUUCCCCCCCUCCUCUCUCCAAAAUGCUUAGUUUUAAUUUGCACAAAUGAAGAAGGCCGGUAAUUGUUAACAAGGUAACAUUUCUCUGGGGGUCAGAAAUUCCACUAAUCAUCAAGUGUAACCUUGACACUCCUGUGAGAGUUUUUCCUUCCUCUUCCUUUGCAAAGAAGCAUAUAACAAGGUGUCGAACUUCAUACGUGGGUCAUGUAUGGUGUGGGCUUGUUUUUUUUAAUUUGUUUCUUGUCUGUCCAACGAGGAUAUUUCUAUCGUCACUUAAUACAACCGAUUGAGAAUAGCUUUAAACUGUGAUAGGACAAACCAAAAUUAGAGAACUUGUCCAGAUCCCCGGAAUUGUUUUCUUCCUGUUUAUUCAGUUGACUGUAACCCUCGGCGACAGAAAACUUGAGAGGAUUCCACGUGAGAAGGCAAAUCUACCUUUUGUGAUAUUUGCACCGUGUGGCGAAACGAUUGGGUUUUGUGGUUGACUUAACACUGACUCGUAGUGCCCUUCCGGGCUUCAUUUGCACUUAGGCCACUGAAAUGCAUUGUAGAUCACCUGGGGAGGGGAUUAGAUCAAGGAGGCCUUUUCAGAACUUGGAAGGACCUUAACCAACUUCUGGACAGUAGAAAUCUACCACCAUCGCUGCUUUUCAAGGGCUCUUGAAUUACAUUGUAUAUUUCGUGGGGAUCCUGAUUGACCCUACCACUGGAAUUUAAGCCUCUAAAGAAUCAUAAAAGGUGUGAAUUCUGCUCCCACUAAAGUGAUUUGCACAGUUUGUUUCCCAGUUAUUAAACGGCGUUAAGGGUUGGUAAACGAUUCCUCCUCGAGCCACGCAUUAAAAUAGGGCUGGGCACAUCAGACCAGCAGAGAUAACAUCCGUGGCAUUUAUAGGCUGAAUUCUUGCAUUGUUCUUGUCUCAUAUCGUCGUGCUUCGGCCACGUCCAAAAUCGAGGACUCGCGAACGGGUCAGGCAACUUGAAAUGCAAAAGGCAGCCUGCAUAUAGCAUAAAAGGUAGCUUUCGGACAGUGGCUGGCAAACCUGGCCACUUUUAAGACGCGUGGCCUUCGAACCCCCAGAAUUGGCUGAGGAAUUCUGGGAGUCAAAAUCCAUGCGUCUUGAAAGCGGCCAAGGUUGGAGACCCCCCCUGCCCUAGAAGGAGGAUCAGAUGGCAGGCUGCAAAAGAGGUUCUCUCUGGUGGUAACUUGGAGGAUGGGAAGAAAGAUCUCUUAAUUUUGCUCAUCCUCCUCCAGUGGCCUUCUAAAGUUGUCGCCGUUCAUCAACUAAGACCCUGAAGGGUUUUCAGGCAGGAUCAGAAAGCAAGCUAGGUAUGACUUGUUCUGGACAGGUGAGCAUUUUUUAACCUCAGCUAGGCUUAAGGGUCACUUCUGCUGAAAGUUUUUGGGACAGCUCAACAAUUAGGACAAAGCCCACCAGCAUGAAGGAUGCCCUCCUCCCAUCGGGAGUAUCGCGCAGGUCAGCAGAAGUCCUUGAAAACCGCGAGUAAAGUUUACGUGAGGGCGGAGCACGAAACGCCUGCCUGCCUGCAGUCUUCCCCACUGAUAAGCAUUUGCAGCUUUCCCACGAGGAGAUAGGAACCAAGGCGUUUAGCUGUGAUGCCACUUCAGCGGGAAAGGAGAAGGGCCAAUUUUUCCUCCGAUUAUCUUCUGGAGCUUCUUGAAGUGACCUUCAGCAUCCCCGUAGGCAGAGAGAAGCCGCGCCUGGUCCAGCGAGACAGAUCUCCCUCCCUCUCUCUGCAUUUUUGGUUGGUUUGUUUACUUGCCCCGAAAUGCCUCGUCUGCCUUGAUGCUCUCCCAGGGAUGCAGGAAAUCAGCACUUGCUCAGUCUUAGGAAUUGGGAAGUCAAAAUCGGACCAACUUUCUGUUCGCUUAAAGCAAGGGCAACUUGGAAGACCCCCCGGCAACUUGGAAGACCCCCGCGGAUUCCCAACUCCCAGAAUUCCCCAGCCAGCCCUGCGUGGGGCUGGAAUUCUGGAAGUUGGAAGGCCACAAGCUCUUCGAAGUUGCCGAGUUUGGAUGCCGCUGCUUUAAAGGGAUCGUUCGCUUUAACAUUAGUUCUCAGGCCUCAGCAAUUUGUUUUAAAAUCCUCUCGACCACAACCCAGUAUUUCUGCACUGUAGGGCACAGGAAGUUUUCCAGAAAUGCAGUUUUAAGUCUCUCUUGUUUGUUUCAGGUUUCCCCCCCCCCCCUCGGUAAUUCCCCCCCCCCCCGUUUUUUUGUUAUCCAUUCUUUAACCACUUUAUAAUGUGUUUUUUUAACUUAUUCUUUUGUAAUGUCUUGGGUUUUUAAAUAUUGCUGCUACCCUUGUUACUCUUCUCACCGUUUAUAUUGCAGAUUUAUUUUGUAAAAAAAAAAGUUGUACACUAAUGUGUUUUUUUUUUUUCAUUUUAUGUCUAAAUCAAAGUAUUUAAAAGAAAAUGCUAGUUCUAUUUAAUGUGUUAUGGAGCCGGCUGAAAUAACAGUGAUUGUGUAGUAGGGGUGGGCCCGAAGGUCAUGUCCAUUUUUGUUACAUAUGCAAUAAACUCUCACAACUUUAA
Molecule: messenger RNA, 6386 nt
Organism: Thamnophis elegans (Western terrestrial garter snake)
Lineage: Eukaryota; Metazoa; Chordata; Lepidosauria; Squamata; Natricidae
Gene: SMURF1
Product: SMAD specific E3 ubiquitin protein ligase 1
Biological process (GO): ubiquitin-dependent protein catabolic process; negative regulation of BMP signaling pathway
Molecular function (GO): ubiquitin protein ligase activity; protein binding
Source: RefSeq, a predicted model, not a curated record